AUUUAACAUAUAAUUUUCACACACAUCAAAAGACUCGUCUCCAUGCCAGCAAUAUGAAUGCAAAUAAAAACCUCAGCCUACUUGCUGUCUGCCCGGUUUAAAAAUAGAAUGACAGUUGUAGCCGUUAUUAAUGUUUUGAGACUUGAGUUACAUAGAUGUUUAAAAUAUUUUAUUUUAUUUAAAUUUUCAAUUGGAAUGUAUUGUUAGGUAUUGUAAUUAGUUAAUUAAACUUAAAUAAAGUUGUUUAGGUUAUUGAAAGAAUGGGUAGUAAUAUUAGUAAAACGGGAAAUGAAACAGCUGCUCAAGCGCAAAAAAACGACCAGGACAAGGACAUUGGCGGCAAUCCUGAUCCUCGGUCUCCAACUCCCGAAAUAACUCGAACUCCAUUACAGAAUAAAUCGGGAUCAAAACAUAAUAUUACGAAGAAUGUGGACUUAAGAAAGACAUUUGAGGGUAAUAAUGGAGACGUAAAGCUUAUUCACAAUAAUCCAAUUCUCACCGCUGUCAUUAAAAAUCACUUGCAGUCGUUUGAUCCGAGGUCUCCAACACAAGAUUUCGAAAGGACGCCCAUUGUGAUUAAUUCUAAAACUGAUAAUCUAAAUGGUGAACAUUAUAUAUGUGGAGCAGAUAACUUUGGUAGUCCCAGCCUUCCAAAUGAUUCAUUUGAUAAUAACAAUGAUGAGGUGUCACAAAAGGUAAGCCCAGAGUUGAUUCCAAAAAAUCUCUGCAAUGAAUUUUAUGAUUUGAGCUUAGAAGAUAGUUUAAAAAAUGAGGAACCACUGGGGUCAUCAACUGCAUCAAAUGAAGUGAUAGAGAACAAUAUAUCAAAAGAGGAACAUAAGCCAACUCAAUUACUAGAAACAAAUUUCGACUUUGUUGAAAAUGACACAAUCCAAGAAUGUAACGAAAUGGCAUGUGAUUCAGAGGUAAAUCAGGCAAAUGAUAUUAAAAAUAUUCCACUUUUUAAAAUUAUUAAUGAAGAUCCACGAUCUCCAUCCAUGGGAAUUGAAAGAACACCCAUCGUUGUGUCUAAAGUAGAUGACAAUUCUAUUGAACACAGCAUAGAGGAAAUGUCAGAUGAUUUACUUAUUAAGGCAUUACAGGGCACAAAUGUACAAAUGGAUCCAACAAUAAGUGAUAAUAAAAAUUCUGAUGGAAUUCAUAUUUAUGAAGAUGAAUCAACUGCAUUAAAUGACACACCAAAAAAAUCAAAGUCUGCAAGUAAUAGUGGUUCUAGAACUCCACUAUCAUGUAUGAGGAAUAAAACUGAUGUAAGCCAUGGCAGAUCAAAGUCAGCAAAUACAUUAUAUGAUCCCAAGAAUCAAAAAGUACUAACUAAAAUACCAAAAAGAGCAUCUCAUAUACCUCGACUCAAAUCAUUAUCUAAACAGACAAAAUGUGUUUCAAGAGAAAGUAGUAUUUCAUUGAAAAAUUCUGCAAUAAGUGGUGAUUGUGAAAAUACACCACCACAAUCACAUCGUGAUAGAUGGGACAAAGACAGCAGCAUUGUGCUUUAAGUUUUUCUUUUUUAAUAGUACAGGAUGAUGUUAAAAGCUAAAUUAGUAUUAGGUUAUGUUUAUUUCUAUCAAUGACAUUGGAUUAUUACUCAAUAUUUAAUUGUGUGUCACGAUUUAUUAAAUACUUUAAAUACA
Messenger RNA from Colias croceus (clouded yellow), 1652 nucleotides. RefSeq lists its product as uncharacterized. The record is from RefSeq and is a predicted model, not a curated record. Lineage: Eukaryota; Metazoa; Arthropoda; Insecta; Lepidoptera; Pieridae. The transcript has 2 exons. Bases 261 to 1517 code for a protein of 418 amino acids.